AUGGAACAAUUGCUACCAAUUGCAUUUGGUUCUCAACCUAAACAUGUGCUUAAUCCACUGACUGAAAUUAGUCAAUUUUUCAGAGAUAUUUGUGCUUCAGCUUUAAAAGUAGAUGACGUCAUUAAGUUGGAUCGAAAUAUUUCAGUCAUUCUAUGCAAGUUGGAACAAGAUGAUGAUCAGGCGGAGGAUGAGACUGCGGAGGAUGAGACUGCGGAUGAUCAGUUGGAUGGGAGUGAUCUUCGAGGGGAUGAUGAUCCGAGUCAGAUUCAUAUCAUUGAUGGGAGAUUUUUUAUUAGGCCCGAAGGAAGCUCAUUCACGCCGAGUCGGACUGCUGCCAAAGUUAUAAGUUAUAUAAUUCAGCAGAAUUAUAAAAAGCUUAUAAAGACUUUUAAAGAUGUUAAGGGCGAUGAUAGAGAUCAUUGGUUUGCGAAAUUUCAGGAAAAAUGUGUGUGGGAACCAAUGAAAGAGAGACAGAUUAAAAAAAAUUAUUAUGGCAGAACUGCAAGACGACUUUCUGACAUGCUACGACGUGUUAGAAAGCGUUGGGAACUUCAUGGCAUCCGUCCUAGUUGGAUAGGAGAAGAAAUAUUUCGGGAACUUCUUAAAUAUUGGGAGAGUGAUGAGUUUGCGGCCAAAUCUGAAAAUGAAAAGAAGAUGAGAGCAUCUGAAAAGGGUGGUUGCCUUAAUGCUGUUGGAAGUAUAAGCACUGCUGAGCAUGUUCGUCGCAUGGCUGAAUCAGAACAAAUUAGAGUUACCAUUGAGAUCGUAUGA
Molecule: messenger RNA, 771 nt
Organism: Vicia villosa (hairy vetch)
Lineage: Eukaryota; Viridiplantae; Streptophyta; Magnoliopsida; Fabales; Fabaceae
Exons: 5
Coding region: 1-771 (256 amino acids)
Source: RefSeq, a predicted model, not a curated record